Branchiostoma belcheri (Belcher's lancelet) is the source of this 1238-nucleotide messenger RNA. Its product is annotated as fibroblast growth factor receptor 3-like. The transcript has 12 exons. Gene Ontology annotation, biological process: protein phosphorylation; positive regulation of kinase activity; cell surface receptor protein tyrosine kinase signaling pathway. The record is from RefSeq and is a predicted model, not a curated record. Gene Ontology annotation, molecular function: ATP binding; protein binding; transmembrane receptor protein tyrosine kinase activity. The coding region runs from base 54 to 1238 and encodes 394 amino acids. Gene Ontology annotation, cellular component: signaling receptor complex. NCBI's taxonomy places the organism in Eukaryota, Metazoa, Chordata, Leptocardii, Amphioxiformes, Branchiostomatidae.
ACAUCGCUCGCCAUACGCCAGAAGUCGAAGGUCAUAGCAACGAGGCAUACGCCAUGAGUGACAUACCAAUGAAGGUACAACGGCCAGACCAUGUGAAGAGUUACCGCAGGCUUUCAGAAAUUCAGACCGUGGCCGACGUGACAGACUGGCUGAGAGCUUGCGACCUUGAAGGGUAUUCCAAAGCAUUUAGAGAUCAGCGUGUUGAUGGCAAUUCCUUGAGGUACCUUGACGAUUUCACGUUGAAUGAGCUUAUUCCGCACGCUGGACCGAGAGCAAGGUUCAGGGGAAUUCUUGCGGAACUUCGAAAUCAAGAGGAACCCCAGAAGACGCAAGUGAUGGCUCUGAAUUUCUGGGAGAUCCCGAGGGCCAGUCUGAAGCUGGGCAGGCGCCUCGGCAGUGGGAAUUUUGGACAGGUGCGGCUGGGAGAACUCCGCCAGCGAGGCCUGACAACAACUGUGGCAGUGAAGACCUUAAAAGACUCUGCAUCCGACUUUGACCAGAGAGGGCUGUUGGGAGAGUUGGAGAUCAUGGUCACUGUUGGCCGACACGACAACCUCAUCUCCCUGGUUGGGGCAUGUACUGUAGACGGUCCACUGUGUAUUGUGGUGGAGUACGCUCCAAAUGGAUGCCUGAAAGGCUGGCUGAAGGCCGGUCCCAAUGCCGAGUCAGUGUACCGGAACCAAGCAGCUUCUAAAUCUGGUCCCCAGCUUCCGAUGGAACAGCUCAUCCAGUUCGGUAUCGACGUGGCCAGUGGUAUGAGCCAUCUGGCGGCGAUGCAGUGCAUUCACCGUGAUUUGGCAGCCAGGAACAUUCUUCUUGGAGAAAACCUGGUAGCGAAGGUCUCAGAUUUUGGGCUCUCUCGUGACAUCUUCGAGGACAACGAAUACAACAGAAGCACAAAGGGACGGCUGCCGUUGCGGUGGAUGGCAUAUGAGUCUCUCUUCUACAACGUAUACACAACGCAGAGUGAUGUGUGGUCCUUUGGCGUUCUCCUGUGGGAGAUCAUGGCGAUGGGCAAACGUCCUUACGAAGGAAUUAGCGGCAAAGAGAUGAUGGACAUGAUAGAAAAGGGUGGCAGACUGGAGAACCCGAGAGGCUGCCCUGGUGAAAUCUACAAACUGAUGACCAGUUGCUGGAUGGCCCUCCCCGAGGAAAGGCCAACGUUUCCUGACCUGAAGGCAAGCCUGCAAAGGAUGUCGCAAGACUAUCAGCCCUACGCUUCCCUUUUGAAGCAGUAA